GGUCCAUCCUACUCCAUCCCCUCUGCCCCCUUCUCCCUUGGAUCUACUAAAUAAUGGGCCAGAAGAUCUCGGGCAGCAUAAAGUCAGUUGAUGUACGUGGGGAGCCCUCGUACCGACCAGUGCGGCGUGAACUAAGGGGUCCAGAUUUCUGUCGGCCCACUAGGUUAGACCUACUGUUAGACAUGCCUUCAGCCAGCACUGAGAUGCAACUUGGCCAUGCCUGGAACCCUGAUGACCGAUCACUCAAUGUCUUUGUCAAGGAGGAUGACAAGCUUACGUUUCAUCGGCACCCUGUUGCACAGAGCACAGACUGUAUCCGAGGAAGGGUGGGCUACACCAGAGGCCUCCAUGUAUGGAGGAUUCACUGGCCAGCCAGACAACGAGGCACUCAUGCUGUUGUUGGGGUGGCCACUGCUGAAGCACCUUUACACUCGGUGGGCUAUACAGCCCUGGUGGGUUCAGACUCCGAGUCCUGGGGCUGGGACCUGGGUCGGAACAGACUUUACCAUGACGGAAAGAACAGACCUGAUUCCACAUUGGCACCCACUUACCCGUCUUUCCUGCAGUCAGAUGAGUCCUUCGUGCUCCCGGACUGUCUGACAGUAAUAUUGGACAUGGAUGAAGGGACUCUGAGCUUCAUGGUGGAUGGACAGUAUCUGGGAGUGGCUUUCAGAGGCCUAAAGGGCAAGAGAUUGUAUCCCAUCGUCAGUGCUGUGUGGGGUCACUGUGAAGUGUCGAUCCGCUAUGUCAAUGGAUUAGAUCUCAUGCUCACUGGCUUGUUAAAUGGACCUGAGCCAUUCUUGGCUCUGUUUGUGUCCCUGUUGUGA
This is a messenger RNA of Nematolebias whitei (Rio pearlfish), 827 nucleotides long. RefSeq names its product SPRY domain-containing SOCS box protein 4-like. Gene Ontology annotation, molecular function: protein binding. Gene Ontology annotation, biological process: proteasome-mediated ubiquitin-dependent protein catabolic process. The transcript has 2 exons. Gene Ontology annotation, cellular component: SCF ubiquitin ligase complex. NCBI's taxonomy places the organism in Eukaryota, Metazoa, Chordata, Actinopteri, Cyprinodontiformes, Rivulidae. The record is from RefSeq and is a predicted model, not a curated record. Bases 54 to 827 code for a protein of 257 amino acids.